Messenger RNA from Penicillium mononematosum, 1002 nucleotides. Its product is annotated as glycoside hydrolase family 43 protein. The coding region runs from base 1 to 1002 and encodes 333 amino acids. The record is from RefSeq and is a predicted model, not a curated record. The transcript has 3 exons. Lineage: Eukaryota; Fungi; Ascomycota; Eurotiomycetes; Eurotiales; Aspergillaceae.
AUGAAAGGCUUCACCUAUCUCACCACCGCCUUCCUAGCCAUUCUACCUGCCCUUGCUAUCCCAACGGGAUCAAGCCUACAGAAAAAGGCAGACUCGAGUAAAGUCGGCUAUUUGGCGGUCUACUGGACGACUGAGGACAAUAGCGUUUAUUUUGCCCUCAGCAGCAACGAUGAUGCUCUAGGAUUUAAGACUAUCAAUGGAGGCAAACCGAUUGUGUCACCUACGCUUGGGACAAAAGCCGUCAGGGACACAUCAAUCAUUGCCGGACAAGGCAAAAACGCAGGAAAGUUCUAUAUUUUGGGUACUGAUUUGAAUAUUGAUGCGACAAAUUGGGAGGCUAGCACGCGCACCGGAUCUCGCGGACUAUUUGUUUGGGAGAGCACUGAUUUGGUCACUUGGACAAAUGAGCGACUGGUGACAGUUGAGGAUGAAACGGCUGGAAUGGCCUGGGCUCCCGAUGCGUACUGGGAUUCCUCGAAAGGACAAUACUUUGUCCACUGGGCUUCGCAAUUGUACUCUGCGGAUGACACCGACCACACCGGCGAGCCUACCCUAAACACCAGUAUGCGGUAUUCCUACACUAGCGACUUCAAGACCUUUACCACACCAGAGACAUAUGUGUCACUCGGCGACACCACCGUAAUUGAUAUGGCUUUCCUGGAAGACGAGAACACGCUCACCCGAUUCUAUGUUACGGGAGGGGGCCCAGUGGAACAGACCAGUACCAACGGACUUUUUGGUGAUUGGACUACGGCCAAAGGAACGAUCGAGAAUAGCUCUGGCUACGAGGCGCCAUAUGCAUUCUGGGAUAACGUGGAAAAUGGCCUGGCAUACCUUCUCUGUGAUAAGGUGGGCAGUGUUACUGGAAACCACGCAUGGCAGUCGACCGAUCAGGCUUCCGGUACAUUCACCGUGAAUGACACCCACGACUUGGCUUUCAUGCGGCAUUUGUCAAUUCUGCCAGUGACCCAGGAUCAAUACGAUGCAUUGUCGGCGUUGUAA